Branchiostoma belcheri (Belcher's lancelet) is the source of this 2476-nucleotide messenger RNA. Its product is annotated as collagen and calcium-binding EGF domain-containing protein 1-like. The record is from RefSeq and is a predicted model, not a curated record. NCBI's taxonomy places the organism in Eukaryota, Metazoa, Chordata, Leptocardii, Amphioxiformes, Branchiostomatidae. Bases 288 to 1538 code for a protein of 416 amino acids. Gene Ontology annotation, molecular function: calcium ion binding. The transcript has 10 exons.
GGCCUUGGCAGUUCUGACAAAAACAGCCCCCGGGCCCGGUUCGUGCGGUUCGCGGGCUGACACCAGGACUUCCCUGUUUGAUGCCAGGAAUACUUGGAGCUUCGCUUUUGUUUGGCCAACUGCGCCUGGCGAGCCACUGCGGAAAGCGCCGAUGAAAUAUCGCCAGCAGUUUUGUAGGGAGACUUGCGAGGCUGAAAUACGGGGCCAGUGGUCCGUAUGACAGCAGUGUUGCUGCGGUAGUGCCAAGGCUAGCAGUGCUACUGUAUCUCGAAACGUUGUGAGUAAAAAUGCGCGCCGCCGGCCUGCUCCGGACCUGUGGCUGUGACGUGCCCUUGGUGAUAUUUCUCGCAACCUGGUUGCUUCCGGCGUCGACGCACGUGCGGUCUAUGUCGUACUUCGAUGAGGAAACAUUUGACAGCGAUCCCGAUCAUCUGAGAUGUCCAGAGGAUAAGAUCAUUACGGAAGUGUACCCGUGUCCAGACAAGGACGGCAACAACGUGGCCAAAUGUUUCAGGCGCAGAUGCUGUCCCGGCUAUCACUACGUACUCGGCCGCUGUGUAUCAGAAGACAUGGACGUGUGUGCGGACACCCCCUGUGAGCAGCAGUGCACCAACAACUUCGGGCGGGUCCUCUGCACCUGUUACCCGGGAUACCAGCUGGACAAGCAGCGAUACUUGGCGGGAAAGAAACCCUACUGUAUCGAUCUGAACGAGUGUGAGUUUGAGAACGGCGGGUGUACCCAGCUGUGUGUGAACACGGAGGGAAGUUACCGCUGUGCGUGUAAACAGCAGUACAGACUCAGCAACGACAGCAAGACCUGUGUGGAAACAGCUACCGUGACGGAAACCCCCAGACCGGAAGUGCACCUGGAGCGCAUUCCAGCCAAGGACAGGUGCGCAGCCAGCUGCAACCAGGUGCAGAUCGUGGAGGAGAAGAUGACAAAACUUGAAAGGAAGUUUGACGUCUUCACGUCCACCUACAAGCCGCCCAAAACCUCUGCGCUGAAAGAUGGCCCCGUCACCGCCGUGGAGCUGGCCGUACCCGCGCCGCCCGGCCCUGCAGGACCCGUGGGACCCCGGGGGCCACCCGGCAGGGCCGGAGCGCAGGGCCCUGCCGGUCCUCAGGGGGACACGGGCCCCGCCGGCCCGCCCGGACCCAGAGGGCUGCCCGGUGUGUCCGGCCCGCCAGGACCAGGAAAAACUGGCCCACAGGGGAAUCAGGGACAAAAGGGUGAGAGAGGAACUCCAGGACCAAGAGGACUACCCGGUGCUCCGGGAUCUUUUGAGUUCCUGCAGCUGAUGUUCUCGGACCUCCGGCGGGAGGUGGUUGAACUGCAGCGGGCGGUGUUCGGCGGCGAGCGCGCGCACGCUCACGUUCCCAUGACAACGGCGGUGGGGACGGACGAGCCGGCGGAGCAGCCCGCCCCCCAGCGGACAGACGGGGAACUGCAGCACAGACCGGACACCGGGCAGAACCAGCUGGAUUUCGUGGACUCCGGGUCGGGAGAGGAGGGACGGGACGAGCAGGAUGCAGAUUAGGUGUUGUUUAAGGCCCCCUUUUCACUGUAUUUGUUUCUGGGUGAGAUUGUGAACUUUUUGAAGGACUCUUUAAGUGAACUGAGAAUACUUCAUCAAUGUAUCAUGCAAGUAUCUAUCUGCUUCCAGCCAAUUGGGAAUCACAGAGUUGAACCACAUCAUUCAUUACCUGCCUGGUCACAGUUUUACUCGAGAACAUUCAGUUCACAAAAUCUCCACCGAGUGCUAUCAUUACUGGUAUAUCAUGCUUGUUGCUGCAGUUCUAAUGGAGGCUGAAAGUCAUGUAGCUAUGUGGUUUUGUUUCCAGAUGUAGUUUGAUAAACAAUGUAGUGACACUGUUACUGACAACAAGGUAGCAUGACUCUGUAUGAGUGGGCCUAUUACCCUACUUCGAAAGUACAAUGUAUGCAAAGAUGAAAUAUAAACAGAGAUGGCAAUAGACUGAGAUAUAAUGUCAAUCACCUUGUAAUAUAGCCAUUAACCUUAAAAAAUAAGUUAAAAUGUCACAGUCAGUUCCAUGUUACAUGUACAUGGUGAGACAUUAUGUGGGUGCUUGUGUGGGAUGUUGUAAAAGUUUAUCUACGUAACAGAACCAACAUAGACUUUACUUAGUAGUAUCAACAGUUACAUAUUAGGCAUUGUUAUAGAUGCCUCCACAUUGAUAACACAUAUACAUGUACAACCGUAGUACUGUACUCUUCUUACCAUAAACAUCAUUACACUUUGGUCUGGACAGUGAGUGAUUGAUUACAGCCAUAUACUAAAAAGUUGAAAUGAUAUACAGCUUACAGCGAGGUACACGUAGGUGUAAAGACUAAGCAGUACAGUUCAGAUAUACAGUCACUCACAUUGACUGGAGGCAUUUUUGUUCCUAGUUGCAGUUCUUAGCGAAAUGUUUUAUGACAUAGAAAUGCUUAUAAUUACAUUACACAAUGGUAGAC